Leptonychotes weddellii (Weddell seal) is the source of this 1136-nucleotide messenger RNA. Lineage: Eukaryota; Metazoa; Chordata; Mammalia; Carnivora; Phocidae. The record is from RefSeq and is a predicted model, not a curated record.
GGGAACACAGGUUAAGUUGAGCAUGGAAAGUCCUAGCUUAUUCAUUUUUAAAAAACUAUUCGAGCCUCUCCUGUUUAACUGCUGGGGUGGGUGUGGGUGUCAGAUGGCAGGGCCUGGCCAGGCCCCUCCUGCAGCGAGAAGGCAGUCGCCCACUGUCCUCUACCCCAGCCAUACCAUUCCUUAUGUGUAUAGCCACCUCAUCUCGCUGCUCCUUCGAGUAAGCGUGGACAGAUGAUGAGCAGAGGUCUGCACCAAUGUCUGCACUGCCUAAGGCCACACAUCUAAGAGUGGAGGGUAGCCAGGACUAACCUCGCGGGGCUUGGGCUUUCCUCAGCAGAGCACGCUUCUUUGCAACACUUCAUCCAAGCCCAACUGGGUGGUUAGAUCAGUGAGUUCCCAACUCUGGCUCAACAUCCAUGUCAUCUGGCAGGGGUGUUUUGUCAGUUGGCUUGAAUAGAGAUCCUUGCUUCCUGAUUCCUUAGGUCUGGGUCGGACCUCGGAGUCUGCAGUUUUUGAAACCUUCCCAAGGUUUCUAAGAGCAAGAUUCAGGGACCAGGGUUGGAAUAGAAGUGUUCUGGCAGGUUUGAGAAGGGCUCUGUCUCUGCCUGCACCCACUCUGUUCUCUCUGGACUCUUCAGGCCUGGGGGAACCAUGGUGACCUACGGGGGAAUGGCCAAGCAGCCCGUCAUAGCCUCUGUGAGCCAGCUCAUUUUUAAGGAUCUCAAACUUCGAGGCUUUUGGUUGUCCCAGUGGAAGAAGGACCACAGUCCAGCCCAGUUCAAGGAGCUGAUCGUCACGUUGUGUGGUCUCAUCAGCCGGGGCCAGCUCACAGCCCCCGCCUGCUCCGAGGUCCCACUGCAGGACUACCAGCGUGCCUUGGAAGCCUCAGUGCAGCCCUUCGUGUCUUCAAAGCAGAUUCUCACCAUGUGCUAAUCGCGGAGGAGCUGGAGCGAGGUGGGAGGGGAGAUGGAUCGGCAGGACUGGUUUCUGGCGCCUCUGUCAGGGCCCUCUCAGCCUUCCCCAGGCUGCCCUCUCCUCACUGUCACUUCCGACUGGGAGGGUCGUGAAGCCAGCUAAGGCUUUCCCCAGGGCCAGCCCCAGGGUAUCUAAUAAAGUGAACUUCCUAAAAACACAUA